This is a messenger RNA of Clupea harengus (Atlantic herring), 1553 nucleotides long. RefSeq names its product retinol dehydrogenase 14b (gene rdh14b). NCBI's taxonomy places the organism in Eukaryota, Metazoa, Chordata, Actinopteri, Clupeiformes, Clupeidae. The record is from RefSeq and is a predicted model, not a curated record.
CAGUACAUGCGCUCGCUCGACAAAAACAAAGCGGUGACGGAAGGGAGUUGGAGUUGGAGUUUCUAGCUGUCACGCGACUGUUUUAUUCAACUGUCGAAGACCCAUACCAUUGGCCUGAUGUCGGCCGCAAUUAUUUUAACAGCUGUACUCGGUGGUGGCUUUCUACUUAUUGCCCGAAGAAUAUUUUCCAAGCGCAAAUCGGUGAAAUUGCUUUGCUUUCCAGCUGGAACGAUGCGUGGAAAGACCAUUAUUGUGACCGGGGCAAACUGCGGCAUUGGGAAAGCCACUGCCGCUGAGCUGCUGAAACUCCAGGCCCGUGUGAUCAUGGCGUGCAGGGAUAUGCAAAGGGCAGAGGAAGCAGCAGUGGAAAUCAAGAAGACGGCGGGGCCUGACCACGGAGAGGUUGUCCUCAAGCAUUUGGACCUGGCGUCUCUGAAGUCAGUUCGCAAUUUCUGCGAAGAGGUUAUCAAGGAGGAGCCCAAGAUCGACGUGCUCAUCAACAAUGCGGGCAUCUACCAGUGCCCUUACACUAAGACCGAGGAAGGCUUCGAGAUGCAGCUGGGCGUAAACCACUUAGGCCACUUCCUGCUCACGCACCUCCUCCUCGACCUCCUGAAGUCUUCUGCUCCCAGUCGCAUUGUGGUGGUCUCAUCCAAGCUCUACAAGUACGGCCAAAUCAAUUUCGACGACCUGAACAGCACCACCAACUACAACAAGGCCUUCUGCUACAGCCAGAGCAAGCUAGCCAACCUGCUCUUCACCGGAGAACUGGCUCGUCGGCUGGAUGGCACAGGCGUCACCGUCAACGCCCUCACCCCAGGCAUCGUGAGGACCAGCCUCGGCAGGCACAUCCACAUCCCGCUCCUGGCGAGGCCCCUGUUCAAGCUGGCCUCCUGGCUGUUCUUCAAGAGUCCCCUAGAGGGCGCUCAGACGCCACUCUACUUGGCCUGCUCGCCGGACGUGGAAGGCUUGACUGGGAAGUGCUUCGCCAACUGCGAAGAGGAGGUGCUGCAGCCCAAGGCCACGGACGACCAGGCGGCACAGAGACUCUGGGCCCUGAGUGAGGACAUGGUCGGACUGAGGAAGUGAGGGGUGACCUUUGACCCAGCCCUCCACCAGGGCCAUACCUCACAGAUCAUUGAAAGCCCAGCUUGUACAGAUGCUGUGGACGGAUUUUAAAAGAGUGUCCAUUUUCAGGACAUCGCUGCAUGUAAGGGAAUAACAUGAUCCAUAUUGUGUGGGGUUCAGUGAUCUUAGCGUAGGUUUACAUCUGCGUUUACAUCUGCAGAUGACGUGCUGUAAACGAAAUAGACUCCUCAUCAUUUCAUACUACAUAUAUAUAUCUGUGAAAUACUCGAAGCUGGUAGCUUUGAAUGUGUCAACUUGAACUGGACUGAUUUAUUUCCAGCAAUAGCGGGUGCUGUACUUGAAAUGUUAAUUUGGUCACAUAUUAGUGACUUGUUCUUUUUGAAGGGGUGACAAAGAGUGAAUUGGUACAUUGCAUCACCGUGAAUAAAAAUAACUCUGGCAGCGAGUUGCACUGUUCUGAAAAA